Molecule: messenger RNA, 1048 nt
Organism: Dama dama (fallow deer)
Lineage: Eukaryota; Metazoa; Chordata; Mammalia; Artiodactyla; Cervidae
Product: olfactory receptor 2M3-like
Exons: 2
Coding region: 32-1048 (338 amino acids)
Biological process (GO): G protein-coupled receptor signaling pathway
Cellular component (GO): membrane
Molecular function (GO): G protein-coupled receptor activity; olfactory receptor activity
Source: RefSeq, a predicted model, not a curated record
CUGAAGUUUCUGGAGUUUGUGAAGUACAAUAAUGGCCACUAAUAUCUAUGUGCAGGAUGAGCUGGAAACUCAAGAAUCUUCAAGAAUAAAGAUAAAGAAGACAUUUAUUAUGGAGUGGGAGAAUCAGACAUUCAACCCUGACUUCAUCUUGAUGGGAAUUUUUAGUUACACGCCCACUCACAUCUUUCUCUUCUCUCUGGUCCUGGGCAUCUUCACAAUGGCGCUCUUGGCAAACACUCUCAUGGUUCUCCUCAUCUACCUGGACACGCGGCUCCACACCCCCAUGUACUUCCUCCUCAGCCAGCUCUCCCUCAUGGACCUCAUGCUCAUCUGCACCACUGUACCCAAGAUGGCCCACAGCUACCUGUCUGGCAGGAAGUCCAUUUCUCUAGCAGGAUGUGAAGCCCAAAUAUUCCUCUAUGUGUCUCUCCUUGGUGCAGAGUGCUUCUUGUUGGCUGUCAUGGCCUAUGACCGCUAUGUUGCCAUUUGCUACCCUCUUCAGUAUUUCAGUCUCAUGAACUGGAAACUUUGUGGACUCAUGGCUGCCUCUUCAUGGAUCCUUGGUGCCUUUGAUGGGAUUGUUGAGUUAGCUGCUACUUUGUCUUUCUCCUAUUGUGGAUCCCGAGAAAUAGCUCAGUUCUUCUGUGAUGUCCCAGCACUCCUACAUCUCUCAUGCACGGAUACUUCCACAUUCGAAACACUUAUUUUCAUCUGUUGUGUAGUAAUGCUCCUCCUCCCUUUGUCACUCAUCAUCAUCUCCUACACACGUGUAAUUAUAACUGUCAUUCGCAUGAGUUCUGGGGAGGGUCAGCACAAGGCUUUCACCACCUGUACUUCACAUCUUAUUGUUGUGGGGAUGUAUUAUGGAGCAGCUAUGUUCAUAUAUAUGAGACCCAAUUCUAAUCGUUCCCCAACCCAGGAUAAAAUGGUAUCGACCUUCUACACUAUUUUCACUCCCAUGCUGAAUCCCCUUAUAUACAGCCUUCGGAACAAAGAUGUGGCCAAAGCAUUCAGUAAGGUACUAGGGAAGAGGAAAUCUAGAGAAUAA